GUCCGAACGCGGGGGCGCAUCCACCGCCAAUCACCCCACAUGAUUCACUACCCCGGAAAUGAUACCGGCUCAGGCCAACCCCUCUGAGAGAAAAUCUGAUAUGCAAACUGGAGUGUCUGCAAACUGUCUUAAAGAACUGAAUCCCAAGGAAAACCUUUGCGACAAGCUACAUCUUAUUGUGCACGUCUCUUCCUUCACCGAUCACCGUCGCAAUUCCCAAGAGUCGAGCGAUAUGGCCACUCCAUCAAGGAGGAUCAUCACACAUCCCAACGGCCAAACAACCCACGUCUUCGACGACGACUUUACCGACCCAUGGAUACCCCGUGAGACCAUUGUUAUUCAGCAUGGAUUUGCUCGUCAUGGUGCCUUUUGGUACCACUGGGUUCCGUUCCUCGCUCGACGUUAUCGCGUAAUCCGUCGUGAUGCUCGAGGACACGGCCGUUCCAGUUAUCCUCGGCCAGGAGACAAUUACGACUACUCAGUUGAGACAGUCGUUGGAGAAAUCAUAGAUACUCUAGACCAGCUAAGACUAUCCAAGGUACAUUUCCUAGGCGAGAGCACAAGCGGAUUCGUCGGCGAGAUCCUAGCAGCGAAGCAUCCCGAGCGUCUCCACAGCCUGAUCAUUUGUUCCAGUCCUGCGUAUCUACCUGACGCAGCGUUAUCAUUGUUCUCGUUUGGCCACUCAAGUUGGCCAGCUGCAUGCCGAACCCUGGGCUCUCGAGGGUGGGCAGAGGCGUUGUCAAAAGUGCCUGGCACAGUCUCCAUACCGGAUCCUGCGUAUAUUCAGUGGUGGAUUGACCAGGUUGCCCUAUCAACUGGGGAAGGUCUUGCAGGUUAUGCGGAGUUUUUGUCAAAAGCCGACGCGCGUCCAUAUCUGGAGAAGAUUCGGGUUCCUAUGCUCAUUCUGGCCCCAGCAAGAAGCGCGGCAACGAAGUUAGAAGAGCAACGUGCAAUUCAGGCCCAAGUCGUCAAUUCUCAGCUAGUAGUAAUUGAUGGGCAAGGCCAUGAGAUCUAUGUUGAAAUGGCAGAAGAGUGUCAAAAAGCUGUGGACACGUUUCUGUCAGGUCUGUCUCGCUGAUCGCGGGCAAUGAUCGCGAAUAACGCUGUAUUGUAAUUAAGCUUCAUCUCAAACCGAGGCAACGUCCAAGAUGACGCCAUAAAUGCUUGCGUUACUGCGAAUCAAAAGCCUUACAAAUCCGAAACCAGAUCGUUCAGCUUUAAUGAUAUUUCGUCCUUCUGAUUUGAGUUCGUUA
Mollisia scopiformis is the source of this 1253-nucleotide messenger RNA. Its product is annotated as alpha/beta-hydrolase. Bases 59 to 1078 code for a protein of 339 amino acids. The transcript has a single exon. The record is from RefSeq and is a predicted model, not a curated record. NCBI's taxonomy places the organism in Eukaryota, Fungi, Ascomycota, Leotiomycetes, Helotiales, Mollisiaceae.